AUGAGAGAAGAAAAGUCACAGUGCUUUGCUUUAAAACUAAACCAUUACAUGUGAAGUUUUAUUUCUAUGAAUGUUCCGCUUCUUCUGAACUUGUGGGAAAAGAGGAAAAAACUAAUUCCAUGUUGCUAUGGCACUGCGGCAUCGCAGGUGGAAUUGAAAUCUGCAUCACUUUUCCUACAGAAUAUGUCAAGACUAAACUCCAGUUAGAUGAGAAAGCCAAUCCACCUCGAUACAGAGGCAUCAUGGACUGUGUCUCACAGACGGUUCGUCAUCACGGUGCGUUGGGUUUAUAUCGAGGUCUCAGUUCAUUACUGUAUGGAUCCAUCCCUAAAUCUGCAGUCAGGUUUGGUGUGUUUGAGAUUUUGAGUAAUCAGAUGAGAGAUCACACUGGUAAACUGGACAGCACUCGUGGUUUAGUGUGUGGUUUAGGUGCUGGUGUCAUGGAGGCGGUUCUGAUCGUGUGUCCCAUGGAGACUAUAAAGGUGAAAUUCAUCCAUGAUCAAACAUCAGCCAAUCCUAAAUACAGAGGCUUUUACCACGGAGUGAGAGAGAUCAUCAGAACUCAAGGUAUCAGAGGGACGUAUCAGGGUCUCACAGCGACGGUCCUCAAACAAGGAUCCAAUCAAGCCAUUCGAUUCUUUGUCAUGACGUCACUCAGGAACUGGUACAAAGGUGAUAAUCCCAACAAGACCAUCAACCCCAUCCUGACGGGUGUGUUCGGUGCACUCGCUGGAGCAACAAGCGUGUUUGGAAACACUCCUCUCGAUGUCAUCAAGACAAGAAUGCAGGGUUUGGAAGCUCAUAAAUAUAAAAACACUUUGGACUGUGCUGUUCAGAUCAUGAGACACGAGGGGCCGACCGCGUUCUAUAAGGGCACGGUUCCUCGUCUGGGCAGAGUGUGUCUGGAUGUCGCUAUCGUCUUUAUCAUCUAUGAGGAGGUGGUGAAGGUUCUAAACACAGUCUGGAAAACAGGAUAAUAAAAUCAGGGAAAAGUCAGGAGACACAUGGAGAUAAUUUGAGACACAAUCACUGUCUGAUCCACUGUUUGCAUUCUGUUCUUAACCUACUUCUGCUUUAAAAUCAUUCAUUUAAAGUCAAGAAAUUAUAUUUUGCUUAAAGAACAUGAAUUCUGUUGGUUUGAGCCUGAAGAUUUGAGUCUUAGUUAAAAAACUCAACAAAUUUAACCCUGAUUUCUUGCUACAGUGAUGCAAAAUAAAUCACGGAAACAAACGAGAAUUUAGAGGAGAAAUGUACGGUGGCCGCUAGGUGUCACUGCGCUGCAACAGAUGACAACACAUGCAAACA
Molecule: messenger RNA, 1305 nt
Organism: Triplophysa dalaica
Lineage: Eukaryota; Metazoa; Chordata; Actinopteri; Cypriniformes; Nemacheilidae
Product: tricarboxylate transport protein B, mitochondrial
Exons: 9
Coding region: 120-977 (285 amino acids)
Biological process (GO): mitochondrial citrate transmembrane transport
Source: RefSeq, a predicted model, not a curated record